This is a messenger RNA of Panthera uncia (snow leopard), 1945 nucleotides long. RefSeq names its product solute carrier family 30 member 6 (gene SLC30A6). Gene Ontology annotation, molecular function: monoatomic cation transmembrane transporter activity. Gene Ontology annotation, cellular component: membrane. The transcript is spliced from 14 exons. Lineage: Eukaryota; Metazoa; Chordata; Mammalia; Carnivora; Felidae. The record is from RefSeq and is a predicted model, not a curated record. The coding region runs from base 73 to 1458 and encodes 461 amino acids. Gene Ontology annotation, biological process: monoatomic cation transport; transmembrane transport.
CCCACCCCUUCCGCUCUAGGGAAAAACUAGCUCCCAGGGCGUCUUCCGGCGGGAGCUGUGCUGCUCCUUAUCAUGGGGACAAUUCAUCUCUUUAGAAAACCACAGAGAUCUUUUUUUGGCAAGUUACUACAGGAAUUUAGACUUGUAGCAGCUGACCGAAGGUCCUGGAAGAUACUGCUCUUUGGUGUAAUAAAUUUAACAUGUACUGGCUUCCUGCUUAUGUGGUGCAGUUCUACGAACAGUAUAGCUUUAACUGCCUAUACUUACUUGACCAUAUUUGACCUUUUUAGUUUAAUAACAUGUUUGAUAAGUUACUGGGUAAUGAUGAGGAAACCUAGCCCUGUCUAUUCAUUUGGAUUUGAAAGAUUAGAAGUCUUGGCUGUAUUUGCCUCCACAGUCUUGGCACAAUUGGGAGCUCUCUUUAUAUUAAAAGAAAGUGCAGAACGCUUUCUGGAGCAGCCCGAGAUACACACGGGAAGAUUAUUAGUUGGUACUUUUGUGGCUCUUUCCUUCAACUUGUUCACAAUGCUUUCUAUUCGGAAUAAGCCUUUUGCUUAUGUCUCUGAAGCUGCUAGUACGAGUUGGCUUCAAGAGCAUGUUGCAGAUCUUAGUCGAAGCCUGUGUGGAAUUAUUCCAGGACUUAGCAGCAUCUUCCUUCCCCGAAUGAAUCCAUUUGUUUUGAUUGAUCUUGCUGGAGCAUUUGCUCUUUGUAUUACAUAUAUGCUAAUUGAAAUUAAUAAUUAUUUUGCUGUGGACACUGCUUCUGCCAUAGCCAUUGCUCUGAUGACAUUUGGCACUAUGUAUCCCAUGAGCGUGUACAGUGGCAAAGUAUUACUGCAGACAACGCCACCCCAUGUUAUUGGUCAGUUGGACAAACUUAUCAGAGAGGUAUCUACCUUGGAUGGAGUUUUAGAAGUUCGAAAUGAGCAUUUUUGGACCCUAGGUUUUGGCUCACUGGCCGGAUCAGUGCAUGUAAGAAUUCGACGGGAUGCGAAUGAACAAAUGGUUCUUGCUCAUGUGACCAACAGGCUGUACACUCUGGUGUCUACUUUGACCGUUCAAAUUUUCAAGGAUGAUUGGAUUAGACCUGCCUUACUGUCUGGGCCUGUUGCAGCCAAUGUCCUAAACUUUUCAGAUCAUCACAUAAUUCCAGUGCCUCCUUUAAAGGGUACUGAUGAUUCAAACCCUGUUACGUCGACUCCAGCUAAACCUAGUAGUCCACCUCCAGAAUUUUCAUUUAACACCCCUGGAAAAAACGUGAGCCCAGUCUUUCUGCUCACCACCCAAACAAGACCUGGUUUGGGUCUUAAUCAUGGACACACACCUUACAGUAGUAGCUUGCUUAAUCAAGGACUUGGAGUUCCAGGAAUUGGAGUAACCCAAGGAUUCAGGACUGGUUUUACAAAUAUGCCAAGUAGAUACGGAGCUAACAAUAGAACUGGACAACCAAGACCAUGAUGUACUGCAAUCUAACUUAUUUUUAUGAGGAACAUUGACUCCUUGAUUCCAUUUUAUUUACUAAUCCAGCUGUGCACCGACUGUUCAAUCGUUUACUCUAAAUGAUAGAGAAUAGUAGGUUGUUCACAUUACAUGAAACUGAUGAAAGUACCUUUUUGUAAAUGUAUUUGGGGCUGUGAGAACCUUCUAAAUGUUAUAGGGUUUGAAAUUUAGGCUUCCUUUAGAAAGCGUGUUUCUCUGAAUUUAAAUUUUGUUAUUUGGUUUUGUAGUUGAUUGCAGUGUGAUAGACAUUAUAAGAGAACCACUUGAUGGAGCAAAUCUGUCACAUUAUUAAAAGUGUAAUAUUUUCUUCAAUGAAAUUUAUAAACAUGCUUCUUGAAUAAUGACAUACAUUUUAAGAAUGGAAAAAAACAUCCAUUCUGAAAGUAAAAGUCUCUUUUAUAGUUUUCCAAACUUAAUUGCUACAUUUUUUUGAGAUCCUCUUGAU